This is a messenger RNA of Aspergillus calidoustus, 776 nucleotides long. The record is from the annotation of a GenBank genome assembly. NCBI's taxonomy places the organism in Eukaryota, Fungi, Ascomycota, Eurotiomycetes, Eurotiales, Aspergillaceae.
ACGAAUCUUAGUGGUCAGGUACGAAAUGUUGCUCUCUCUUCAGUCACUGUGUUGAGUGAGAUUGAUCGCCCAAAUGGAAUUUGACCAAAAGACGACUUUCGAGCUGUGCCUUCUGGGAUCAUAACAGAUCUUUCCCAUCUACUCUGCACUGCGAUAUCUGGCUUAUGCUCUCUUUGAUCAGGAUAUAAAGUCUCCCGCGGCCCCCAACGAGGACGACUCUUUUUUUCUGGCCAUCAACUCUCUCAUAUCGUUCUAGCGCAGAUACAUAGCAUUUACAGUUUGCAUAUUCAAACCAUGGUGCUGACAACCGAAUCCAUUAUCGCGCUGGUUGCUCUUCUCGUCACCGGGCCCCCUUCCAUAGUUCUUGCGUGGAGCUACUAUAAACGCCGAGCGCGCAGGGCUGCUUUGUCGACUACAUCGAGAACACUUUCCGAUUCACCGCAGUCGUCUUCGCCAGUCCCUCAAAGCCUCGCAUGGUCGCCUGCUCCACAACAGCCGGAUCUGCUGCUCGAGCCGGGAUUGUAUACUAGAAGGACUCGGACAGAUUUUCACUUAUCGCAGGUGUACUUUUCUCUAGAACAGGUUCGCUAGACGCGCCUUGGCCUCGGCCUUGGAGUUUCACAGUUAUGAUAUGGGGAAAACAGGCGCGGUUCCGGUUAUUAGCGUAGGCUCUGAGAUUUCGGACUUGUCAUUAUUUCUUGUCAGAUGGUGUCAUUAGCAUUGCUAGCGGGGGAUUAGAAUCUCCUAGAGUCAGAUUCUUCGAACAAAAUGUAGUA